AUGACGGACCAAACAAGAAUCCAUCACGACGUAGUAAGCCGAGACACAGAACAUCCAAAGGGGAUGCAGAUGGUUAAGGCAGCAACCGCGGUCACAGCCGGUGGCUCCCUCCUUGUCCUCUCCGGCUUAACCCUUGCCGGAACAGUGAUCGCACUCACCAUAGCCACUCCUCUUCUUGUCAUCUUCAGCCCCAUCUUGGUCCCGGCAGUUAUCACCGUGGUUCUCAUCAUCACUGGAUUCCUAGCCUCCGGUGGCUUUGGCAUAGCCGCCAUUACCGCCUUCUCUUGGCUCUACAGGCAUGUGACGGGAUCUGGAUCUGAUCAGAGGAUAGAGAGUGCUCGAAUGAAGGUGGGGAGCAGAGGGCUGGAUACUAAGUAUGGGCAGCCCAACAAUGUAUUUCAUCACGAACAACAACAAAAGCAAAAACAAACUUCUUAA
Microthlaspi erraticum is the source of this 438-nucleotide messenger RNA. The record is from the annotation of a GenBank genome assembly. Lineage: Eukaryota; Viridiplantae; Streptophyta; Magnoliopsida; Brassicales; Brassicaceae.